Messenger RNA from Solanum pennellii, 1200 nucleotides. Its product is annotated as stromal cell-derived factor 2-like protein. The record is from RefSeq and is a predicted model, not a curated record. The transcript has 6 exons. NCBI's taxonomy places the organism in Eukaryota, Viridiplantae, Streptophyta, Magnoliopsida, Solanales, Solanaceae. Bases 320 to 964 code for a protein of 214 amino acids.
AUCCGAAGCCCAAGCCAAAAAAGCCCACAGCGACCAUCAAAUAUCAUCGGAGAUUGGAAAGUAGAAAUUGUUUGAAAUUUCACAUCCGAAUCGGAACAUCGUCGGAGCUCAUCGGGCAUCCGCAAAGAGCUUCAUCGUGGCUCCCUCAGGGUUACAACAACAUCAAACUCUUACUAGAAGGAAAUCAGCACCGCCGUCGACAUUGAAUCAAGCCGGUGCAUCGGGCUCGAAGCGAAUAGUGCUGAAAGAAUCCUCAACCGAAUCGGACCUUGAUCUUCCAUUUUGGCAAAGAACCUCGUUCAUUGUUCUCUUACUUCUCAUGGCGAUUUCCUUCUUCGGCCUCGCGCUUUUUCUUUUUCUCACCCUGGACUCUGAUUACAUAUCAACAACACCUGUCUCCGCUGCUUCCGAAGGCGUCCAGAUUACAUAUGGAUCCGCGAUUAAGUUGAUGCACGAGAAGACAAAGUUUCGGUUGCAUUCCCAUGAUGUGCCAUAUGGUUCUGGCAGUGGGCAGCAAUCGGUCACUGGAUUUCCCGGCGUAGAUGAUGCUAACAGCUACUGGGCUGUUAGGAGCACCGACUCGUCCAAGCAAGGUGAUCCUAUAAAGAGUGGAAGCAUCAUCAGGCUGCAACAUAUAAAGACAAGAAGAUGGUUGCAUAGCCAUUUGCAUGCUUCUCCCAUAUCAGGAAAUAUGGAGGUCAGCUGCUUCGGUGAUGACAAGGAAUCUGAUACCGGGGACUAUUGGAGACUUGAAAUUGAGGGCAGUGGGAAAACUUGGAGGCAAGACCAAAGAAUCAGGCUUCAACAUGUGGACACUGGUGGUUAUCUCCACAGUCAUGACAAGAAAUACACCCGAAUUGCUGGAGGUCAGCAAGAGGUUUGCGGUGUUAAAGAAAAACGUCCAGAUAAUGUUUGGUUGGCAGCAGAGGGUGUCUACUUCCCAGUUACUGAAAAAAGCAAGUAAAGAUUGUUGAUAACAGCAUGUUAGCUGAAUUUUAUCUGUAGAGACAGAUUAGUUACUAAUGUACCAAAUCUUUUCUAGUACCUUGAGCUGUUGUUAGCAUUUUCACUGUUGCAAAUGGUAACAAUUGGUUGAUAAUUCUUCGCUGCUCGGUUUCCUUGUUACUUCCCUCAGUUGAGGAUGAUUCUGGAUCAAUUAUAAAGAAAUAGUUAAAAUGUUAGCCUCAUCUUCUAAUUUGA